Molecule: messenger RNA, 895 nt
Organism: Cynara cardunculus var. scolymus (artichoke)
Lineage: Eukaryota; Viridiplantae; Streptophyta; Magnoliopsida; Asterales; Asteraceae
Product: CASP-like protein 1
Exons: 3
Coding region: 105-737 (210 amino acids)
Source: RefSeq, a predicted model, not a curated record
CGUGUCUGAACAUCCAAUCAGUUGACUUAAUCUUCUAUAAAUGUACACGCCACCAACUCUAUCCAAGGUCCAACCAAACUUUGCUGAUCAUAUCUCCGGCAGCCAUGGCAUCCAAUGACACCGCAACUCCUCCACAUGCCGCCGCUAGUAUGGAGGUGCCGCUGAAAAUAGGGUCGGCACCACCACCAAAGUAUACYGGUGGAGGUGGUGGUUUCAAGAAGCAUGCGUUGCUUGAUGUGUUGUUGAGGGUGUUGCUGUUUGCAACGGCCUUGGUUGGGAUCAUUGUUAUGGUCACCUCUAAACAAACCAAACAAAUUCCGAUUGCACCGGGGAUCACCGUAACCAGGGAUGCAAAGUUCAAUCACUCCCCAGCUUACAUAUACUUCGUAGCAGCACUCUCGGUGGCUAGUUUGUACAGCAUCAUAACUGGUUUGGUAUCAGUUCUGUCACUCAUGAAGCCAGGAGGGAUCUCCACGAAGCUACAGAUUCAUUUCGUUAUGCUAGAUGCACUGCUGUUGGGCAUAGUGGCUGCUGCAACGGGAGCAGCAGGAGGAGUAGCUUACAUUGGACUCAAAGGAAACUCUCAUAGCAGAUGGAACAAGAUCUGCCAUACUUAUGGUUCCUUCUGUUUCCACUUUGCAGCCUCUAUUCUUCUCUCACUUGUAUCCUCAAUAACACUUCUACUGCUUGUAUGGCUCUCGCUUUACGUGCUUUCCAAGAAGAUCGCCAGGCGAUAGUUCAAUUGAUUGUUACCAGAAUAGUUCGGAUGGACGAGUUAACUUCAAGCUAUUAUUUGCUUGUCGAUGCAAAAUUUAUUUAUAUACAUGUACAUGUUUAAUUUUAGUACUUUGUACCAGUUCUGUGUUUGUGACCACUAGUAAAGAUUACAUUACUA